Messenger RNA from Vavraia culicis subsp. floridensis, 987 nucleotides. RefSeq lists its product as uncharacterized. The transcript has a single exon. Bases 1 to 987 code for a protein of 328 amino acids. Gene Ontology annotation, biological process: positive regulation of transcription by RNA polymerase II; negative regulation of transcription by RNA polymerase II; cell fate commitment. The record is from RefSeq and is a predicted model, not a curated record. NCBI's taxonomy places the organism in Eukaryota, Fungi, Microsporidia, Pleistophoridae. Gene Ontology annotation, molecular function: DNA-binding transcription factor activity, RNA polymerase II-specific; RNA polymerase II cis-regulatory region sequence-specific DNA binding; zinc ion binding.
AUGAACGAUACUCAAUCAUAUAUCAUUAAUGGCACAUCCAAUGAUAAAGAUAGAUAUAACGUACACAAAUGCAUGAGGAUAGCACUUGCGAAUGCGGAUCGUUGUGUUAGGAAGAGGGAGAGUAACGUGGUGUGGAGGAUGUGGAGCAUGAUGAUGCUAGGAUGUGGAAAUGGGGAAAGUGUGUUUAGGGGGGUGUGUAGGGUUGGAAGUGUUUUUGGAUUUGUGGACUGUGAAUGCGAGCUGGUGUUUAUGGGUAGGGAGGUACGGAACAGGGAGGUACGGUAUGCGCGUAUUGACGAUGUUGGGCUGUACAUGGGCGGUAUGAACGGCAUGACCGAUCACGUGAACGACCGUUUGAUCAAUCGCAUGAAUCAUACCGGCCGUACCAACCAUGUUGAUACGGUGGAGCGUAUGGCAGGUGCUGAAGAGUACGGCAGGAAGUACGCACAUGCAAACGGUGACAGGUACGAAAACAGGGAGGACUACCAGAGCAUGUACAAGCCGUACGAUCUACCGGUUCAGUACGAUGCAAAGGACCGGUACGAGCAGCAGUACUACGAUGCAAAGGGCAGUGCAGUACCGGCAGAGUAUGCGUACGACGAGUACGCCGUGCCGUACGAUACGUACAGGCAGUACGCGUACCACUCAUUCAACACGUACGCCAAUGAGAACUACCCGAACUAUGCCGAUGAGUACACGUACAAGGACGAGUGCCCCAAUACGGAGGAGUACGACAGCUACUACUACGAGAAGGGGAGUGAUCACUCGUACGAGGGUAAGCGUGAGUUUAAGAACCAGGAAUGUGCGCAUUGUGGCACAAGGGUCACAUCGCUGUGGCGUAAGUUACACGGUGACACGGUGUGCAAUGCAUGUGGGCUGUACUACAAGAUACACGGGAUUAGACGGCCUGAGACUUUGAAGGGGAACAAGGUGCGGAGAAGGAAGAGGAUACCUAAGAAGAAGGGGCAUUACGAGAGUGUUCAAUAA